UGUUUUUAUGGCAAUAGUUCUGUUUUUAAAUUUGCUCCGAUGAAAAGCGUCCGCACUUGAAGAAUGUGUACAGAACAAAAAUAAGCUUUUCUUUUCUUCAUUAUACCAUUCGGAAUGCUUCGUGUGGGAUACUUGACACCUUACAAAUGCAUAUUACUAUUGCUAAUUCAGAUGCUUAUUAAAUAUGAUUAUCCUAGACACUUGGGAUUACGAAUAGUUAAAUUUAUUACCUCAUCAAUCUUGAAUGAGGAAAAAUGUAAAGAGGAAUGUUCAGAGCCAUCAUUUACAGAAGUACUUGAACAAAUAAAAAACUUUUGUACUUUUGAGGAAGAAUAUCUUUUAAUGGAUUUAAAAAAUGAAUUGGAAACAAUGGAUAAUCCACAUAAUAUUGACUCAUUUAUAAAAGAUUUUAAGCAUGUAUUUAAUAUGACCUGUAUUUCGGAAUUUAAAAUUACAAUAAGCAAAUCUAGUAUUUUAGGCAUAUUUAUACGCCAGUCUCUUCUUGAUUAUACAGGUCGUUCAUCAUUACAGCUUGCAGAAGAUAUUCAAAAGGCACUCAGAGAUUAUAUUCAACAUAAACCAGCCUCAUGGAUUUCAGAUCACAAUACAAAAUUAUUUUUGAACCAUCAAGCAGAACGAUUAGAGACGACAGGACAAUGCUGUUUCGAUCCAAAAGCAUUACAUAAGUUUCUUGAAGAUGUACAAAAGGAAUUACCUAAUUUGUUAGCAACGAUUGAACAUGUUCGAUAUCUAAACUAUUUGCGUACUAGAGAAUAUUCACAAGCAUUAUUCCAUUUGCAUAACUCAUUUGAUAUAAGUUUAACCGAAGGAGUUGAAAUGCAAUAUGCUUUAUUGAAUUUAGGUAUAUUAGAAUAUAAAUUUGGGCAUAUAUCAAGUGCAAUUCCAGCCCUUAACGAAGCAUUAACUGUUGCUAGAUUAAACAAUGAUGACUAUUGUCUUCAAGAAGUUCAAUAUUGGAUCGAAGUUUGUAAUAAUCAAAAUAAGAAUGAUUUAUCAUUUAUCGAAAAAGAAGCUGAUAAAUAUAUUUAUAACUUAACACAACUAUCACAUGUUAGACAAAAAUUGAAAAAUGGUGGAGACUUUCAAGAUAUAAUUGAUUCAUUAAAUCAAACUCUAAGUCGCAUUAUUGAAAACGAUAUAGAAUAUAUGAAUCGAAGUCAAUUCUUAACAACUUGUUUAGCAUGGAAAAAAUAUGGUAGUAGUAUUUUGGCAGAAACAUAUUUAAAGCUGACAAAAAAAAUGGGUGAAGAUUCAGUCGAAGAUAUAGAAAAAACUAUAUUAACAGAAGCAGCUAUGCUUGAAUCAUCAGGAGACUCACAAAAAGCUCUCGCUAUUAUCGAUAACUUUAUAAAUAAAUAUCCAAAUGAAAGCGAUUUUCUAGUAGACUGGAAACAAGCUAGAGCCCAUCUUAUUCAUCUAAUCCAAAACAAAAAAAGAGAAUUUGAUAGAUUAAUGUUGACCGAAAAUAAUGUUGAAAAGAAUAUAAUAGAAUUAGAUGAACCAUUUAUAAGUUCAAGUAUCAAGACCGAGGACUGCUUUAAAUGGUAUCAUGAUAAAGCAUACUAUUUAAUAUUAGAGAAUGAGUUGAGUCAAGCACUUGAACUACUUAUUUACUUGAAAAAUCAAAUUCGAGAGACCAAUAACAAUUAUUUGGGGACUAAUUUAAUAUUGCAGGCCACAGUACAUAUAGCAAAACAAGUUCCAGAAGAAGCUAUUCCAUAUCUAAGAGAAGCAAUGGAAAUAAGUAAAGAUACCUUUGAUACACAAACCUACUAUAAAGCCACUAUAACAUUGGCUUAUGUAUACGUAUUUAGUGCGCCUGAUAAAUCCCUAUGGAUGCUAGAACAUAUCUUUCCAAAGGUAUUGUCCAUGAAGUCAAAAGCAUUAACAUUAGAAUUAUAUUAUCUUUAUGCAGUUGUACUCGACAAGGUUUCUUCUUUAUCUGAAUUUACUUUUAAAGCAGGGAAGGAGACUAUUUUAGAUUAUAUCGAAAAAGCAGAACAGGGUUAUCGUGAAUUAUCAUUAAACAAUGAAUUAUUACGCACUUUAAUGUUUAAAUGGUCAAUAAUUGAAAAAUUCAAAUUAUUUCAUAAAAGACAAGACAUUUUAGAGGAAAUCAACCAACUUCACUUAUCACAGAGAGCCAUACACAUGUAAAGAGAGAGAGGGGGAGAUAAAGUAAAUAUUUAUUUAUACUAUAGUUAUAUUUGGCAUGCAAUAAUAUAAAGAUCAAUAUAUACUUUAUGUGCAUAUUAUUCUAUAAUUAAAAUGAAAUAUUACUGUGAUGAAUAUCCUUAAGGC
Cokeromyces recurvatus is the source of this 2322-nucleotide messenger RNA. RefSeq names its product anaphase-promoting complex subunit 5-domain-containing protein. Bases 115 to 2178 code for a protein of 687 amino acids. The transcript has 15 exons. The record is from RefSeq and is a predicted model, not a curated record. Gene Ontology annotation, molecular function: protein binding. Lineage: Eukaryota; Fungi; Mucoromycota; Mucoromycetes; Mucorales; Mucoraceae. Gene Ontology annotation, biological process: protein K11-linked ubiquitination; anaphase-promoting complex-dependent catabolic process; positive regulation of mitotic metaphase/anaphase transition. Gene Ontology annotation, cellular component: anaphase-promoting complex.